AUGAAGAUGAAAAAACAUUGUAGACUUUGGUGGCCAAGGCAGCUCUUAUCAAACCAAGAAUCCUCCUCCAGUAUUUUAUUGGGGUGGUUUGUCACCUGCUCACCGUCAUCCCUUGACAUUGUUGUAGCCUUUACUUGUAGUGAGGUUUUGCUUUCAAGUUCUACUCCUGCCAUUGAGGGGAUCAUUCAUGACAUACAUGGGAGCAUGCCCGCAAUUCUUCAGGAUAGGUCUGUGUUUUCUGUACUUGGUCUGUGUAUUACUGACAGUACUAGCAAUAGUUUGACAGCUGAAGCAAAAGCUGAUAAAAAAAAGUUCUCUGGUUGUGGCAAUGGAUCGGCAGAGGGAAGUACAAGUGUACACAGAAAUAAUAACUGUAGGAGUUGCAGUUUCCUCCAAUUAGAUGGGUCAUUGAGGAAAAGUACCCAAUCUUUUAUUGGAAAAAGUAAUUGGGUCGUGCUGAUGUUUGAUUCUUCUGAACAGAAUGAUGUAGGAAUUUACAGGCUUCCUAAAUUGCACCACAUUCAUUGCAAUGGACUAACUCUGUCAGAAUAUGAUGUUCACGUAAUAGUUUAUGAAACACCUUCUUAUGGUGCUCAUCAUUUCUCAUUGUGUCAUUUUGGUUCAACUGAGCAAGCCAAAGGUCCCAUUAAGAAUCCUAAGUGGGUUGAUGGGCUUCAUAAAAAGCAGAAAAUCACUGAUUUGGAUACAGUUAUUCUGGCAAUUAAUUGCACAUCUGCUGCUAAAAGAAUAUUUGACAGACAUGUGGUCCCAAGAAGAUCCUUGGGCCAAGUAUCCCUAUUUCCAAUGUUUUUGGUUCUCAUAGGGCAUCUGUUUUGCAAGUUUUUGGCUUCGUUCUCCACCAUGUUCUAUAUUGUUCUUCAGUUUUUCCAAUCACAUUUUAAUCAUGAAUCAGAAUCAUGGUUGUAUGUGACAUCAGAAAAUGUAUUCAAGAAGACGGCAUGGAUAAAUAUCCGAAUCCGUUGUUGUCAGAUAUUGUAUUGGCCAAUUCUUCUUCAGGAGAAUGACCAUAGGUCUCAAACAUGUGUUGAAUAUGCAGAGAAAGCUGCAAUGCAUAGACAUUCUAUGUGGUCAUCUUUGGCCGUUGAUAUUCUCCUAGGAAACUUGGUUGGCUGGUCACUGCUAUAUCAUGAAGAAUCAAUUUGCUUGUCGGGUUUGAACUUUAUCCAUUGGUUUGCCACUUUUUUGCGCUCCGGGUGUGUUUGGUUAAUGGGAAACCCCGCAGGCUUCAAAUUGAAUGCCGAACUGGCAGGUGUACUUGGUUUACUUUCUUUGAAUGCAAUCCAAGUAUGGUCAACACUCUGGAUCUUUGUGUGUUUCAUCUUCAAAUAUUUUAUUCGAGGACUUUCUAUAUUAGGAAUUCUUUGUGGAUUUACUAUACCUGCUUCUUUGAUCAUAGACAUGAUUGUGUUGGGAACCUUACAUGUUUCAACUCUUCAUUGGUUUAUUUCACUUAUAUAUUCAUCACAAAUACAGGCACUAGCAGCUUUGUGGCGGCUUUUUAGGGGUCGGAAGUGGAAUCCUCUUCGCCAGAGGUUGGAUAGCUUUGAGUACACUGUGAAGCAACAUAUUGUUGGAUCACUUCUAUUUACACCACUUUUACUUCUGUUACCAACUACUUCCGUUUUCUACAUAUUCUUUAGUAUUGUUGACACGACCAUUAAUCUCAUCUGCAUACUUAUUGAAGUUGCUAUUUCGGUAAUUCAUGCUACUCCUUAUAUCAAGAUAUUUCUUUGGUUGAUGAGACCAGGAAGAUUCCCUUGUGGAAUAUGGCUUGAAAUUUUUGGUUGUCAGAGUAAUCAUACCACUUCUACAAAUCAGGAUUUUACUGAUGAAAUAAACUCAUCUAAGGGAUCAUUGCAUCUAAAGGAUUUCAAUAGAGAAAAAUCUAGUACAUUGGUUUCAAUUCUCCACAGCAACUAUUUGAGCAUAGGAAAAGUUAUCUUACCUCACUUCAGAAAUGCAUUUUUGGGAGUUUCUGGGUCAUCCAUCUCCACAGUAGCUUAUGGAAUUCUCAUUGGGCAAAGAAUGCCAUAUAUGCAUGGAACUCUUCUUCCUUCACCAAUGCCAUGGAUGUCCCUGCCCUACAAAGAGUAUUGGCGCCUCUGUCAUGAAUCAGUUCUUGCCUGCUUCAGAUCAUAG
Molecule: messenger RNA, 2160 nt
Organism: Lathyrus sativus (Indian pea)
Lineage: Eukaryota; Viridiplantae; Streptophyta; Magnoliopsida; Fabales; Fabaceae
Source: the annotation of a GenBank genome assembly